This is a messenger RNA of Mugil cephalus (flathead mullet), 1876 nucleotides long. RefSeq names its product zinc finger protein 181-like. The record is from RefSeq and is a predicted model, not a curated record. Gene Ontology annotation, molecular function: RNA polymerase II cis-regulatory region sequence-specific DNA binding; DNA-binding transcription factor activity. The transcript has 5 exons. Lineage: Eukaryota; Metazoa; Chordata; Actinopteri; Mugiliformes; Mugilidae. The coding region runs from base 190 to 1653 and encodes 487 amino acids. Gene Ontology annotation, biological process: regulation of transcription by RNA polymerase II.
UCAACAAUGCUGCCUGGUUGUCCGAGUGUUUCUGUCCUUUUAUUUUUUAUUUCUUUGAAGUAGAGUCACUUUGUGAUGCAUUUCAGUUUAGAUUAGGUUAUUUUGUGCAUAUUUACAUAUGUAAAAAGAAAGAAAAAAAAGAAAAGAAAAAGCCUGAAUAUUAAUAUUAACCUCCUGUUUAAAACUGUGAUGAUGUCCAGCGCCGUGGAGUUCCACUCGCAGAUCGCCUCCAUCAUGGAGGCCCUGGCCAACGCGGCCGUGGCCGAGAUUUGCAAAGUUGUGGACGACGGAUACGCGCUGGUCAAUGUGGAAAUGUCCCGGAGCCAGAAGGAGAACGACAUCCUCCGCAGGAGGAUCCGGCUCCUGGAGCUCCAGGUCUCCAGGUACCGAGCGGAGCAGAGCCGCUUCUCCGCCGGGCUCCGCCUCCCCCUCAGCCGGCAGAGCAGAGACCCCCAGGCCGGUUCCUCUCUGCAGGGCAGGACCCGGUUUCUGAACCGAGGUUCCGGGACUCACCAGUCUGUGCAGAAGACCAGUCCAAUCCACCUGGACCAGGAUUCGGAUCAGAACGUCGUCACCACAACCAAAACCGAGUCAGCGGAGGUCGAGGAGGAUUCGGGUCUGUUGAUCGUGAAGGUGGAGGGAGCGGUGGAGUCCGGACCCAGAGACCUCCAGGCGCCGGUCGACUUGCUCGUUGGAGGCGGAGGAGGAGGAGCAGACGCCGCCACGUUGCUUCCUGCCACCUCGGAGGACGGCGGCGGCGGCGGCGGCCUGUCGGCCACGCGCAGCGGCAAAACGGAGGACGAGGAAAAUUCGAGCAGCCCUCAGUGCUGGGAGGAAAAGAUGGAUGAAGUGCAAGUUUUCUCUUCAAAGGACCACAGCUCCUCUCAGUGGCAGCAGGUCGGAGACACGGAGCAGCCGUCCUGCUCCGUAUACGACGCCGCAAACUCAUCACUGAGCCGUGACGCAACAAAGUCGGUCUCUGGUUUCACUGCAGCUUCUCAAACUCCUCAAGCGUCCGACCUCGACUUCACUGCAAUAAACUUUCGUCCUGGAAAUGACCGAACCGAUGAAGCGGCUCCCCUCCUGGGCGCUAGUUCGCGGUAUCGUCAGGGUGAAGAUCCAGGCGACUGUGUGAUGUUUGACGGUAGUUCAGCCUUUGGUGGCUGUGUUUCUACCUUCAGCGGCCUCCCCGGUGACUCCCGGGACCAGCAAACCCAGGAUUUGUUGCCUCGAAACCAGCACACGGAAAACCUGUCAAGUCAAAACCAACCGGCAAAUGGUCGGAAUCAGGACUCCGGCUCGGCCGAGUCCGGCCUCCCUUACGGCUGCACCUUCUGCUCACGCCGCUACGCCCACCAGUGCCAGCUGCGCAUCCACGAACGCGUCCACACGGGGGAGAAACCCUACCAGUGCGGGCAGUGCGGGAAAAGCUUCGGCCAGUUCUGCAGCCUCAAGCGCCACCGCAUGGUCCACACGGGCGAGAGGCCGUUCCCCUGCGCCCACUGCGGGAAGCAGUUCUCCACGUCCACCAACUUGAAAGUCCACCAGAGCGUCCACACCGGGGAGAAGAGGUUCCACUGCUCCAAAUGUGGCAAGAACUUCUCCUUCCUCAGCAACCUGAUCAGACACCAAACCGUGCACAGCACCAAGUAGCUUAGAAAUGGACUCCAGCGGUGCUACUUCCAGUCCGGUCUCGGAUCCGCCGUCACUGUGCUGUUCCCAAAGGCUUUCAUCGAAAAAGAAAGUCUUUACAUUAGUUCAAGGUUUGCUUUUUUUGAAAAUGUGGAAAAAUAAUGACACAUACAGUUUGUAGCUGGGAAUCAACCUGUGUUGAAAUGUAAAAUAAUUAAAUAAAAUAAACAACCUGCCUGGAAAA